This is a messenger RNA of Lathyrus oleraceus (garden pea), 2199 nucleotides long. RefSeq names its product CMP-sialic acid transporter 3. Gene Ontology annotation, molecular function: pyrimidine nucleotide-sugar transmembrane transporter activity. Gene Ontology annotation, biological process: pyrimidine nucleotide-sugar transmembrane transport. The coding region runs from base 304 to 1515 and encodes 403 amino acids. NCBI's taxonomy places the organism in Eukaryota, Viridiplantae, Streptophyta, Magnoliopsida, Fabales, Fabaceae. The record is from RefSeq and is a predicted model, not a curated record. Gene Ontology annotation, cellular component: Golgi membrane. The transcript has 16 exons.
CUCACUAACAUAACAUAACAUAACAUAACACCCCCUCUUUUUUGUGUGACUUCAAAGCGAACCACCAAAUAACGCUCUUCCAUUUUACAACAAUUCAUUCUCUUCUCUUCUCCCUCUUUUUUCCUCUUCCAACUUUCUCUCUCCAUUCCCAUUUCCUUUCUUAGAUAUAUACAAAUCACUCCCAAAUAUCUCUAAACCGCUUUUUCCUUCUUCUUCACACACUCCAGAUCACGUCAAUGCUCGCUUUGGACUCGAUCUAGAUCGAGUUCUUCAACCUAUUCUAGUUUGGGGUGGGGGAUACAGAUGAAUAACGGGAUGAUAGAAUGCAGUGUUUGCCAUUCCAAAUUGGUAUCGCCCGCUAGCAAAACUAUAUCAAGGGCUUAUGAUCGGCACAAAAGUAGGAUAACAUCCAAACAACGUGUACUCAACAUCUUGUUGGUUGGUGGGGACUGUAUGUUAGUUGGUUUCCAGCCUAUCCUAGUCUAUAUGUCCAAGGUGGAUGGGAAAUUCAAUUUUAGCCCAAUUAGUGUUAAUUUUUUGACAGAGAUCACCAAGGUUUUCUUUGCUAUUGUUAUGCUUCUUAUCCAGGCUAGGAAUCAAAAAGUUGGGGAGAAGCCUCUUCUCUCAAUUUCUACACUCACACAGGCAGCCCGCAACAAUGUCCUUCUUGCCGUUCCAGCAUUUUUGUAUGCUAUAAACAACUAUCUGAAGUUUGUCAUGCAGCUUUAUUUUAAUCCUGCUACUGUGAAGAUGUUAAGUAAUUUGAAGGUGUUAGUAAUCGCACUUUUGUUAAAGGUGGUUAUGAAGCGCAAGUUUUCUAUCAUUCAGUGGGAAGCUCUUGCUCUCCUGCUUAUUGGUAUAAGUGUUAAUCAGCUACGAUCUUUACCCGAGGGAACUACUGCUUUGGGUCUUCCUGUCACAAUGGGUGCAUAUGUCUAUACAUUUAUUUUUGUCACGGUUCCAUCGAUGGCCUCUGUUUAUAAUGAGUAUGCUUUGAAGAGCCAAUAUGAUACAAGUAUAUAUCUGCAGAACUUAUUCUUAUAUGGGUAUGGAGCCAUGUUCAAUUUUCUUGGAAUAGUCGUGUCGGCUAUUGUCAAAGGUCCUAGCAGCUUUGAUAUCCUAGAAGGCCAUUCAAAAGCCACUAUGCUAUUGAUUGCAAACAAUGCUGCCCAAGGGAUAUUAUCCUCUUUCUUCUUCAAAUAUGCAGAUACAAUUUUGAAGAAGUACUCAUCAACAGUUGCAACAAUCUUUACGGGCAUAGCAUCUGCAGUACUAUUUGGACAUAAACUAACAAUGAACUUUCUUAUUGGCAUUUCUAUCGUAUUCAUCUCAAUGCACCAGUUCUUUUCGCCAUUGGCCAAAGUCAGAGAUGAACAAAAUGGUGUGCUGGAACUGCCAGAGGUUCAGGAUAAACAAAGGUCAAAGGACGCAUUUAUAAAUAUGGCAGCUGGAGCAAAUGAAGAGGCCACUCAUCGAGUGGGACAUGAUGAGAGACAGCCACUUCUCCCCACCUAGAUUAACCUAUUGUAUGCUCUUUUCUUCCUUUCUCCAUUUUAAUUAUAAUCUUUUUGUUCGGUAAAGAAAAAAUAUCAUGCUUUUCUAGUCAGAUACCCCACAUUUAUGACCCAUUUUGUACCUUAUAAGUAAUCCACUCGUUUGCAGGAAUUUUGAAAGAAUGUUUUUUUUGGUGAUAUCUGAUAGCUAUGGUCCCACACAGUUUAAAGUCAUAAUAAACUAAAAAAGAUUUUGCUGCCUUUCUUGCUUAGCUUUCCGCAGAAAGUAUUUGUCUAGUGGUUCCAUAAAUUGAGACAUGAAUUAUCGGCUUCUGAGAGGUGGUGAACAAGCCAAUGCUUUCCGUUGCUGAAGAUUUUGAUAGAGCAUAGCAAAUGGAUUCGUAAGAGCUUUUGGCAUAUCAAUGUGGAUUUACCUGUACUUCAUUUAUUCUUUAUAGCGUGGACAUUCAAUUCCUCUUUAUAUUUGUUUUCCUGAUAUAUUUACUUCAACCCAUUCUAUCUAUAGUGUUAUUCUUUACAUUUAUUACCUAGUGUGGACUUUUUACGCCGUUCUUUCUAUAUUGUGAUAUUUAAGGGUUGAUAGAGAACAUGAGGAUUCCGUUCUUUCUUGUAGAAAUUUAUAUUUGCGUGCUUACAAAGCAAUGCAAGACGAUAUUUGUAUAUGUUUCUAUAUUGGUGACUGAUA